UUGACUUGAAAAAAGAUCGACGAGGGAAAGCAGAGAGUUUUGAUGGCUUGCAAUCGUAGCGUGAGACUGUUAUGUCGCUCAAAACGGGUCGACAUAGGAUCCGACCCGGGAAUCCACCACUGGCUUAUUGGAUCCCCAUUCUUGCCACCACUCACCGUCGUCUCCAUCCUCCGAUGCAUCCACACCCUCCCUUCCUCGUCUUCUUCUCCAGAUUUAAGCAAAGAAUCAGAGGAGCUUCGUACCUUGAUUUUGAAAGGCUUUGAGAUAAUCGGAGCCCUAGCUUCCGGAGACGACACCAAUGCUCGUGCUGCCGUAGAUGCUGCACGUGGAUUGAGGAAGCUUCUUUAUGGUGAACGAACAAGGGACGACGAUCAAGCGGUGAUCGGAGCAGUUUCCAGUUCAGAUUCCGGCGACCUGCGAUUUUUUGUGUCCGAGAGUGGAAAUGCAACGAGCCUCGAAUCUGUUUCGUCGGUCAUAGAGGAACAACAUCCGGAGAAGUGUGUGUGGGAGAAUGGUUGCUUGCUUCGUUGUGAGCUUCCAAUUAAGUUGCCAGUGUAUUACCCUGUCAAAAAUCCAACUGAUGUUGAGAAAGCAUUUGUACGGGCAAAUGAAGCUGUUAUUGCCAAGUUAAGGGACCCUCAGGUGGUGUAUAUAUUAGAAACAUUAAACAAAACCUCUCUGGAUCUGCCUCCACCUGCUAUAAUUCGAGGUGCGGAAUUAGACUUUGGCACAGACCUCUCCAAGAUCAGGCCUUUGGCUGAGGGUGAUGAUGGCUUUGAUGCAAGCUCACUAGCGUGUUCAUACUUUUCCAUGAACAAUAAAGCAGGCUCACCAGUUUUCUCUGUUGAGAAUGCAGAUACUAUCCAAGUUAAUGUUCACUUUAAUAGCUUAGGGUCAUCAUCAGCAUCUACUGUGCCUGUUGCAGAAUACCUUCCAGUCCAGGAAGAAGCCAGACUCCUUAUUGUGGAUAUUAAGCUAGAUGUACUCUGCUAUUCUUCCAGGGAGCUUCCACUGAAACAUGCAGUUUCAAGUUUAAUCAUCCCUGGCUUAGUUGACCAGUUAAAUAUACUGCAGAACUUGAUGUUGCCUAAUCUUUUGACACAACAUCCUCAGCUAAAAUGUUAUCACUUUAGUCCUCCUGGGAUUCUGCAUCCAGUAACUGUUUUCUAUGAACUGAGUUUUGGGGAGACAGAACUGAAGCAAGUUGAAGUUAGGAGAUCCUUGCACUCAAGGUUGGGAUUACCUUAUGAUCGUCCCCUUUUAAGAAUUGCUAAUUCCUUGGAUUUUUCAAAAUUGAAGAAUAGUGGUAUUGUCUCUCUACAGAAAGGUUCAGCUUUGCUCAGAGAUGUUCACACUGGGAUUCCAAACAGUGGAGUUACUGGGGGAACUGUUUCCCUUGUUCAAGGUUCCUAUGAAUACUUCCAUUAUCUUCAGGAUGGUUAUAAUGAUUCGGGAUGGGGUUGUGCUUAUCGCUCUCUCCAGACUAUCAUUUCAUGGUUUAGACUCCAAAACUACUCGUCCAUAGAAGUUCCUUCUCAUAGAGAAAUACAGCAGUCACUUGUUGAGAUUGGUGAUAAAGAUCCCUCUUUUAUUGGGUCACGAGAAUGGAUUGGUGCCAUUGAGUUGAGCUUUGUUUUGGACAAACUUCUGGGUGUUACUUGCAAAGUCAUCAAUGUUAGAUCUGGAGCUGAGCUUCCGGAAAAAUGUCGAGAGCUAGCAUUGCACUUUGAGAACCAAGGCACACCUGUUAUGAUUGGUGGUGGUGUACUUGCAUAUACACUCUUGGGAGUGGAUUACAAUGAAGCAAGUGGAGAUUGCGCAUUUUUAAUACUUGAUCCACACUAUACUGGGACGGAUGAUCUGAAGAAAAUAGUCAAUGGGGGAUGGUGCGGGUGGAAAAAGGCUGUGGAUAACAAGGGAAAGAAUUUCUUCUUGCAUGAUAAGUUUUAUAAUCUACUGCUGCCACAGAGGCCCAACAUGGUUUGAUAGACUAGCAUUUUAGUAAAUGAUUAUUUUGAGAAAAUAAUUAUUUUUUUACAGCUCUCUCAAGAAGAUUUUGAUUAAAAAAAAAAACUUUCUUGACUCCCAAAAUAAGCUAAUCUAAACUUCAAUGGAGGAAAUUAACUCCCAUGAUACCGAAUUUCUUGCAACGGAAGAGUAAAUUGUUCACUUGGGAGCGCGGUUAGAACUUGAGAGUUCAGUUAAUUCGUUCUCUCACUUUUGGGUUAGUGAGGUUCUGUAAUUGGCUUUCUAUGAC
Gastrolobium bilobum is the source of this 2257-nucleotide messenger RNA. Its product is annotated as probable Ufm1-specific protease. NCBI's taxonomy places the organism in Eukaryota, Viridiplantae, Streptophyta, Magnoliopsida, Fabales, Fabaceae. Bases 43 to 1986 code for a protein of 647 amino acids. The transcript is spliced from 12 exons. The record is from RefSeq and is a predicted model, not a curated record.